Messenger RNA from Branchiostoma belcheri (Belcher's lancelet), 3332 nucleotides. RefSeq lists its product as uncharacterized. Gene Ontology annotation, molecular function: extracellular ligand-gated monoatomic ion channel activity; transmembrane signaling receptor activity; chloride channel activity. The record is from RefSeq and is a predicted model, not a curated record. Gene Ontology annotation, cellular component: neuron projection; membrane; synapse. Lineage: Eukaryota; Metazoa; Chordata; Leptocardii; Amphioxiformes; Branchiostomatidae. Gene Ontology annotation, biological process: signal transduction; chemical synaptic transmission; nervous system process.
CGGUGUAUUUAUGGUGGGACCAUUUAUUCAUAUCAAUCUUAUCCCCAGGGAAUGGACGCAUGUCAAAAAUGCAAGCCACAGCUGAAUCAUACUUCUUUUUUUUUCAAUGGCCAUUUGCCAGACGAACAAAGUGACGAGAGAAUGGGGUACUUGCUGAUUUAGGUGUAAUGUGAACGCACGUAGUAUUUUCCAAUAGCUUUCCAUAUGGGCAAGUAGUUGUAAUGGUAUCAAGAUGUAUUAGACCAAACGCAUAUAUCCAGGUAGAGUUGUGCUUAUCUAAUGUCAAGUUAUACUCAGUCAUAAGGGUUAAUCUAGCGUAUAUUUAAUGUUUUGGUCGGUCAUUCUGAAGCAAAGGGACAAUGGGAACACCACACCCUAAAUUACACUCAUCUAUUAUUUACGACCAGGCGUCAGAAGGUGCUGUAUUCAAGGCAGGAAGACAAAAUGUAUCUGUUGCUGAUUCUUCAAGGGCUGUUUUGCUACUUUCUAUGCGGGACAGUACUUGGCCGAAAUAUUAGUAUUAUUACAACACCGGCUGUGAUGGAACUACCUUGCAUGCAAAGUGAUGGCUGGGACACAUAUCUUGGCUCCACAACGCUGUACCUCCUUGUGGAGGAAUCAAAAUCCUUCGCGGAAGCAGAGCAGACGUGUCUGUCUAAGGGAGGACACCUCGCCAUGGCGAACGACCCUGCUGAGUUCGACCUGCUCAUGGAGUUAGCAGACGACGUUAUGGACAAGGAUGUGUGGAUCGGGGUUAAGCAAAUCGUGCUUCAGGAUGGAGGGAGUGGGGAGUUUAAGUUCUGCGAUAAUACUUCACAGCCAUUCAUAGCAGAACAAUGGAAAGACCCGCCUGACGGGUCGAAGAAAUGCGUCAGAAUAAAGAAGAGGGACGGAUACGAGGACAGAGACUGUGGUGGCUCCGAGGAAUUCAUCUGCGAGUGUGUCGGGAGAAUACAAGAGGCGUCUUUUUGUUAUACGCCUCCUACAACAACAGCACCGCCCACAACAACGCCGCCUCCCCCCACAACUACACCCAUGUCAGCACAGGACAUGGCGGCUGCCUUCGCCUCGGGCGCCGUGGGUGUCACGGACAGCGCCAGCUGGGAAGACUUCCUGAGGUGGAGGAGUGGCGACGCCCUACCUCCCGGAUACGACAAGAACGAGAGUCCUCGGAAAGACGGUGCAUGGAUAGACGUCGCGACAAGUGUCUACAUCAGACGAGUUGACUGGCUUUCCGAGGAGAAUGCGAACCUAUCCAUGACGGUUGAGUACAAUCUGGCCUGGGCUGAUGACCGUCUGACAGCUGCCGUGCGGUCCGGCUGGAUGCCCCUCCCGCCCACCCUCCUCUGGACUCCUGCCCUGAUGUUCGGUAACAAGGUCAGGAGAGUUCAGGGGAUCACCAAGCCGAGAGUGGGAAGUUCCGGCGUCAUCGACGAGGUUGACGUAUCACUGAAGAUGUGGCUACACACCUCAGGCUUCGUUGUCUUUCAAAUGACAAAGGUGCUGAAGGCGCUGUGUAAUCUGGAUUUACACAAGUACCCAUUUGAUGACCAGGAGUGCCCAAUUCAAUUACACGCAUACAAUGGGGUGCGGUUUUCACUUAAUCCAUCAACACAAGGCAAACUUGCACCCAUCUCGUCUGACGCCAGCAACGUUGUCUCGCAGUUCAGGCUGAUGGGGACAACCAUUGAGUCUACAUACAGCACGUUCUUUGCCAAUGAUACCAACGACGUCGCCUGCCCGUAUUUCCGUGAGACAUGUGCCUAUGACGUAGAACACUGCAUGCUGUCGGCUCUGAUGAACUGUUCCACGUGUGGGGAUUGUGCUAAACACGUGGGUGACUGUAGUCAUAACAUCGACAUCUGCGGGGACCCUGGUCCAACGGUCAACACAUACACAACCCUGACGAUCAGGGUGGCCCUUUCCCGGCGGAUCUGGCUGUACGUGUUCAGGACGUUCGUGCCCACCCUCAUGGUCGUCGUGCUGUCCUGGAUGAGCCCCUGGAUGGGGUUCCAGAUCCCCGCCGUCAUCGGGCGGGUCUACCUGGGCGCGUCUGCCCUGCUGACAAUCGUGAUGGGAGCAGACUUGAAGCAGCCAAUGGAAUUUAUUUCCUAUGCCCGUGCCAUAGACGUGUGGAUGUCUGGUUGUUUGAUGGUGGUGUUCUGUGGACUACUGGAGACAUCUGUGGCCUACUAUAUCCACCACAGGAGGCUGUCAAAGGACUUAUGGAAGAAGCAGCUUGUGCAGCCAAAAGUCCGCAUCCCACGGGCCCGGUUCUGCCGUCCUUACUACCUACUGCAGUACCUCCCUCCCCCGCCAGCUGCGCGGACUGUCCGGUUCCGGCUGCCCGGCGCCCAGCCCGGUCCACCACCGCCUCCUCAACAACAUCUCCCGCCGCCGGUCGCGCGUCUGUCCAGGAAAAUCGACCAUGCCACAAGAUUUCUCAUUCCUUGUCUUUUCAUUGUAUUCUGUGCUGUUUUCUGGGUGAACUACUUUCUAUAUGACAAUGGGGUGCGGUUUUCACUUAAUCCAUCAACACAAGGCAAACAUGCACCCAUCUCGUCUGACGCCAGCAACGUUGUCUCGCAGUUCAGGCUGAUGGGGACAACCAUUGAAUCUACAUACAGCACGUUCUUUGCCAAUGAUACCAACGACGUCGCCUGUCCGUAUUUCCGUGAGACAUGUGCCUAUGACGUAGAACACUGCAUGCUGUCGGCUCUGGUGAACUGUUCCACGUGUGGGGAUUGUGCUAAACACGUGGGUGACUGUAGUCAUAACAUCGACAUCUGCGGGGACCCUGGUCCAACGGUCAACACAUACACAACCCUGACGAUCAGGGUGGCCCUUUCCCGGCGGAUCUGGCUGUACGUGUUCAGGACGUUCGUGCCCACCCUCAUGGUCGUCGUGCUGUCCUGGAUGAGCCCCUGGAUGGGGUUCCAGAUCCCCGCCGUCAUCGGGCGGGUCUACCUGGGCGCGUCUGCCCUGCUAACAAUCGUGAUGGGAGCAGACUUGAAGCAGCCAAUGGAAUUUGACUUAUGGAAGAAGCAGCUUGUGCAGCCAAAAGUCCGCAUCCCACGGGCCCGGUUCUGCCGUCCUUACUACCUACUGCAGUACCUCCCUCCCCCGCCAGCUGCGCGGACUGUCCGGUUCCGGCUGCCCGGCGCCCAGCCCGGUCCACCACCGCCUCCUCAACAACAUCUCCCGCCGCCGGUCGCGCGUCUGUCCAGGAAAAUCGACCAUGCCACAAGAUUUCUCAUUCCUUGUCUUUUCAUUGUAUUCUGUGCUGUUUUCUGGGUGAACUACUUUCUGUACUAACUCAACAGCCGCGGCUA